Messenger RNA from Marmota flaviventris (yellow-bellied marmot), 1733 nucleotides. It is a transcript of the gene Hemk2, whose product is annotated as HemK methyltransferase 2, ETF1 glutamine and histone H4 lysine. Gene Ontology annotation, biological process: methylation. Gene Ontology annotation, molecular function: nucleic acid binding; S-adenosylmethionine-dependent methyltransferase activity; protein methyltransferase activity. NCBI's taxonomy places the organism in Eukaryota, Metazoa, Chordata, Mammalia, Rodentia, Sciuridae. The record is from RefSeq and is a predicted model, not a curated record. Gene Ontology annotation, cellular component: eRF1 methyltransferase complex.
AGAGGACGAAGGAGUGAAAGAUGGCGGCGCAGGAAUUUCCUACGCCGCUGCACGGGCACGCGUGUCGGGGCGCUUUCGGCGACGUGUACGAGCCCGCGGAAGACACGUUCCUGCUGCUGGACGCGCUCCAGGCGGCAGCAGCCGAUUUGGCUGGAGUGGAAAUUUGCCUUGAAGUUGGGUCAGGGUCUGGUGUGGUAUCUGCAUUUCUAGCCUCUAUGAUAGGACCUCAGGCUUUGUACAUGUGCACUGAUAUCAACCCUGAUGCAGCAGUUUGCACCCUGGAAACAGGACGCCGUAAUAAUGUCCAGAUUCAACCAGUAAUUACAGAUUUGGUUAAAGGCUUAUUACCAAGACUGAAGGAAAAAGUUGAUCUUCUGGUGUUCAAUCCCCCCUACGUUGUGACUCCACCUGAAGAGGUGGGAAGUCAUGGAAUAGCAGCAGCUUGGGCUGGUGGCAGAAAUGGCCGAGAAGUUAUGGACAGAUUCUUUCCACUAGCAUCAGACCUCCUUUCCCCAAGAGGAUUAUUCUAUUUAGUUACCAUAAAAGAAAACAAUCCAGAAGACAUUUUGAAAACAUUGAAGACAAAAGGCCUGCAAGGGACCACUGUACUUACCAGACAGGCAGGCCAAGAAAACCUUUCCAUCCUCAAAUUCACCAAGUCCUGAUAUAUCAAGAGCUACCAGAAGUAUGCUGAGAGAUACUGUGAACUGAAUGUAUUUUGAAACUGAAGUCAUUCCUUGGUUAAGAAAUCUUAUCAGAAAUUUGUCAUUAAAAAAAAAAAAAAAAAAAAAAGAGGUGGAAAGAUAGGGCAUUCUCUUUUACCAGGGAAUCAACUUUACAGAAGUAUUUAUACAUGUGCAGUUAAGUAUGUAUAUUUGUAAUUUGCAUUUUAUAUGUAAAGGUUAUAUUUAAUUACAUGUGAAUGUAUAUUCAUUUCAGCAUUGGUUCUACUAGCAAAACAGUGGAAUCAACCUAAAUGUCCAUCAGGAAGGUGAUUGGUUAAAAUAAAUUACAGUCUAUCUGUUUCACUGAACAUGCAACCAUGUAACAUGACUCAUGUCUAUAUAUACUAAACAGAAGAUGUCCAUGUUGUCCUAUUAGAAUGAGAAGAGCAAGCCAUAGAACAGCUUUAUCCUACCUGUAUAUGAAGAAACUACUUCUAUUUUGGGUUGGUAUUUGCAUUUUCACAAUAAUAAUGUUGGUUAAAAUUAUGAUAAACCAUAGCCAUUUCCCAAAAGGUUGCAGCUGGUGUAGCAGAUGUGGUUUUAUUGCUGGAGCAAAUUAACACAUUACUUGGUACCUGCUACACAAUGUUGAUCUGGAAAAUGCCUUAUUCACCAUACCUAUCCAUAAAAGCCCACCAGAGGUAGUUUGCUUUCAGCCAACAGGGCCAGCUAUACACCUUCACUGUCCUACCUUGGGUAUUAUCUACUCUCCAGCCUUAUGUCAUAAUUUAGUUUUCAGGGAUAUCAAUCACCUUCCCUAUCCACAAGAUACUAUACUAAUUGCAUUGAUGACAUGAUACUGACUGAACCAAGUGAUCAAGAAAUAGUAAAUGCAAUAGACUUACCAGUAAAAUAAGGUAGGAAAUCUAAAUACACUUCAGGGACCUUCCACCUCAGUGAAAUUAAUAGGAUCCAAUGGUUUGGGGCAUUUUAAAACAUCCCUUUUAAUGUGAGGGAUAAAUUGUUGCAUUAAAUGUGCCUACAACCAAUAAAGAGAUAUAACAUUUA